AUGCCUCCAUUCAGGAUUGUUAUUGUGGGCGGUGGGAUCGCAGGCCUCACUGCUGCGAUCGCUUUGCGAGGACCUAAUCGCCAGAUCACAGUUUUAGAACAGUCUCGCUUGAACAAGGAAAUUGGAGCUUUGAUCUCCUUACAGCCCAAUGCGUCCAGGAUUGUUGAACAAACAUGGGGUCUGAAGAAAGAAUUGGCUGCUGCCCGUUCAAUGGUCGACGAGGGUUUCCGCAUAUACAAUACAGACGGAGCUCUGGUCAAUUCUGUCCCUCUCUCAACAACAGCCGAAUAUGGAGCCGAGCGACUAUGUUUCCACCGGAGAGACUUUCAUGAUCAGCUGAAAGAGGCUGCUCUCUCGACCGAACGCGCCGGGGAGCCCGUCAUCCUUCGAACUGCCUCCCGAGUGGUCGACUGCGACCCCGAAGCGGGAUCAGUUACACUGGAAGACGGCGGGGUUCUAAGCGCAGAUUUUAUUGUCGCAGCCGACGGAAUUCACAGCGUGAUUCGCAAGCAUGUCUUGCAGGAAGAGCCGUCUCCCUUGCCAACAGGUCAUUCUGGUGAGUUUUUUUUCGAAUGUAUACGGAGCGAGAUACUGGAGAAGGAAGAGCCCGAUUUCUGCUCCAAGAUUAAUCCUCGCGACCCAUAUACGUCCAUGAUGGUGGCGCACAACUGUCGACUGGUCAUGGGUCCCGGCAGGCAGGGGGAAGUCUUUGGCAUCGUUGCACUGGUGCCUGACGAGCAAAUGAAUGAAGAUCCUUCAGCAAAGCAAUCCUGGGUCGCCGAGGGAAACUUGGAGAAAAUGCUUGACACUUUCUCUGAGUUCCCAAAGUGGAUGACUGGUAUCUUCAAGCACUCUUCAGACCUCGGACUGUGGCAAUUACGAGAUCUGGAUCCUCUGAAAACAUGGCACCGUGGCCGUGUAAUGCUGAUCGGUGACGCUGCGCAUGCUAUGCUUCCAACGCAAGGCCAAGGCGCUAGCCAAGCAAUUGAAGAUUCAGAGGCCCUUGGUGCCUACUUCGAGGGCAUCACCGAGCCACCGUCAGCAGAAAUUCUCUCGCAGACCAUGGAGAAUAUUUUUCAAGCUCGCUACUCCCGUGUUAGUCUAAUUCAGGCUUAUAGCAGGGAAGCGGCAAAGCCCGCUGCCGAGAAAAAGACUGUCACUUUGCGACCGGAUGAAUUCAUGAAGUUCAAUUGCAUGUACAAGGGAGCAAAGGCAUGGAGCAACCAGCAGAUUCCUACCAUGGCGUAG
This is a messenger RNA of Penicillium diatomitis, 1248 nucleotides long. Its product is annotated as putative salicylate hydroxylase. The coding region runs from base 1 to 1248 and encodes 415 amino acids. Gene Ontology annotation, molecular function: monooxygenase activity; FAD binding. The transcript is spliced from 8 exons. Lineage: Eukaryota; Fungi; Ascomycota; Eurotiomycetes; Eurotiales; Aspergillaceae. The record is from RefSeq and is a predicted model, not a curated record.